Messenger RNA from Cercospora beticola, 433 nucleotides. RefSeq lists its product as uncharacterized. The record is from RefSeq and is a predicted model, not a curated record. NCBI's taxonomy places the organism in Eukaryota, Fungi, Ascomycota, Dothideomycetes, Mycosphaerellales, Mycosphaerellaceae.
AUCCUCCGAAUCAUUCAAAUUUUGCAGCCCGUCUGCUCAGACAAUUCCAACCAAGCCGACAUGAACCUCCUCACCCUCCUCCUCGCCGCAACGGGCGCAAUGGCCGCCUGCACAAAAGAAGGUCCCAUCAACAACCUCUGCAGAAAGCCCGCCGGCUCGACAACUGGUACUUGCCGAGCACUGUGGCAACCAAAGCAAGGAUGCAGAUACGAGAUACUCGAUCAGAACCAAGGGUGCACGAGCAAUUCCGAAUGCCAGUUCAACAUUCUUUGUGGAGAUUGCCCGUAGUGGUGCCGAGAAGCGAUGGUGAUGAAGGAGAGCGAUAGUUGGAGCGAUGCAGUGCAAUAAAAUUGUCACCAGGUACAAGCAGAGAUGAGCAACAAGAAGAGCAAGGAAGAAGAAACAGUCCAUAAUAUGAGUGUGGCUCGAUUGA